AUGCCGAGCAAGCCUUUGUCCAAUCAGAACUGGAUGAGGUUGUGUUCAUUCGUCUUCCCCCUGGGUGCGGUGCGCUUUCCGGCGUCCCGCACAUGGCAUCAUCACUUGAUGCGUGGCAUGAAGAGUCUUGGUUUCGAGCCUUGUGCCGCCGAUGCGUGUGUGAUGCGUCUGAUCGAGAGCGGUGUAGUCACCAUGGUGGUUAUGAUCCACGUAGACGACAUCUUCUCUAUCGGGCUCAAGAGCAGGUGCGAUCAAUUUGGUGUUGACCUCAACCGGUAUGUGCCCAUUUCCAACUUUGGGGAACUGCGCUGGUAUGCGGGUUGCCGGUUUUCUCGUGACACGGUGUUGGGGACGGUGACUAUUUCGCAACAGGCUGUAGCGGAGAAGAUCGUUGCCAAGUUCGGUGUGACGACGGACAAAGAGACACCUAUGGUCGUUGGGUUGAAGCUUGAGCAGUACGACGCCGACGAGCCCGAUGUCGACGAGCCUUUCCGGUCGCUAGUGGGACACUUGAUGUGGCUGGCGAAUCAGACUCGCCCGGAUAUUCUCAACGCGGUACGUGCCGUUGCGAGGUAUUCGCACGCGCCGAAGCGACUGAGCCGCCUCCCAGUCUGGGAGGCGGCUUUGCAUGUUUUGAUGUAUGUUAGGUUCACGAGCGGGGGGGCUGUUUGGGGUGCUCGGCAGAGUAUACUGUCUACGGGGCCUCCGGGGGGUCGCAAAGACUGGGGUGACUCCUCCAGCGACUCUGCAACGGAAGACAGAAAGAGGUCAAGAGAAGAGCUCGUGACCCUGAGGACGCAAGUUAGCUCGCUGAUGGAUGAGAUGAGCCAGCUAAUGUCGCUAGUGGAAGAUACCAUGAAGGCAAGCAAGAAGGAGGAGCCAGCUGGCACCAUGGAGGGUGCCGCUGAUCGCGGCGAUACUAGGGAGAGCGCCGCCGCGGAGUCCACGAACGCCGAAGGAGGGGCUCCGUGGACCGGGAGUGCGCAGGACGGGAAGUACCUGCGCGAACCUGUUCGAGAGUCUGGCCCGUCAGGGCGACACAGCGGCGAAGCAGGGGGCUUUGUCCCCCAAGAGGUGAGAGUAGCCGCUGCUCACAACCAAGAUUAUAGUCGUGCCAUGGGAGAUGGUGCUGCUGCUGUUGGCUUUGGAUACGGAGCCACAACCCCAGCGACGGGGUACCAAAGUGUGCGGUACACUUCUCCUCCGUUCAGCGGGAAAUCGAAAGAUUUCAACGAAUGGCUAAAUGAUUUCCGCAUGGCAGCUAAUGGCGCAAACCUGUUGGAACAAUUUGAAGAGAGCGGGAGCUUGGAGAUCCCCGUCAACAGCGGAAAGAGCAAGUUUUCGCUGUCACAGCAGUACCGGAGCGAGCAAGUAGAGCUCGCAUUCCACGCGUGGAACUUCCUGUCUCACGCGUUGAAAGAAAAAGAUCGGAAAAUCAUGAAGAGGGCAGAGACGCCCCAGGGAGCGCUUUGUGAGCUCAAGACCAUACACGACCCUGAAUCAUCUGUACAGCCGUCAGAGGACCUCAAGUCCCUGACGUCGACCAAGAUCUCUUGAGGUGAAAACCCCCAAAACGCCCUACAUGAGAUGCUCCAAACCGCAAAGUCCUUAGACUAACCGAGAAAAGACUAACUGUCAACGAAACGUUCGUCCUUCACCUCUUCUUGGAUGCCCUUUCGGACGAGUAUGCCAUGACAAAGCACAACCUGCGACACGCGAAGGAGUUGACGCGGACCGGUGUGCUAAAGGAAGUAAUGAUCGAAUACAAGGCGAUCAAGGACAAGCUGGAGCAGGGGAAAGGAAGCGGGGCGAAGGGCGCAGAGCAAGCGUACUUCGCCGACGGUGAGGGCCGCAGGGAGCGGUACUCAAGUAGGAGUCAGGGGCAAGGUCGUGGUCGUGGCGGCGGCCGUGGCCGCAGCAGCAGUCGUGGCCGCG
Molecule: messenger RNA, 1935 nt
Organism: Ectocarpus sp. CCAP 1310/34
Lineage: Eukaryota; Phaeophyceae; Ectocarpales; Ectocarpaceae
Source: the annotation of a GenBank genome assembly